This is a messenger RNA of Brassica oleracea var. oleracea, 849 nucleotides long. RefSeq lists its product as uncharacterized. The record is from RefSeq and is a predicted model, not a curated record. The coding region runs from base 1 to 849 and encodes 282 amino acids. Gene Ontology annotation, molecular function: nucleic acid binding; RNA-DNA hybrid ribonuclease activity. NCBI's taxonomy places the organism in Eukaryota, Viridiplantae, Streptophyta, Magnoliopsida, Brassicales, Brassicaceae. The transcript has 3 exons.
AUGGAGGUUUACAUCGAAGACAUCUUGUUCAAGUCCCUAGAGGCUGAGGACCACAUAUCUCACCUGCAACCAGCCUUCUCCACUCUUCGGAAGUACAACAUAAAGCUCAACUCAGUUAAAUGCUCGUUCGGGGUCAGUUCUGGCAAGUUCCUCGGGUACAUUAUUCAUCUCCAGACUCUCCGACAAAUCUCAUGCCUUCUUUGGAACCCUCAAAACCCAAAGGACUUCCAGUGGAUGGAUGAGUGUGAAUCCGUUCCCCAUGAGCUAACGGCGUAUCUCACCACUCCUCCUCUCCUAUCCAAGCCACUGCUCGGCAAGGUCAUGCUGCUAUAUCUAGCAGUCUCGGAGCACGCUGUAAGCGCCGUCCUAAUACGCGAGGAGGGAAGCAAGCAAAUACCAAUCUACUACGUCCUGGCAGAUUUUGUGGCCCAAUUCUCCUCGACCUUGCUCCCAACUCUGGGACAAGAAGUGCGCCUCCAAAGCGAAGCCAAGGAAGAGGGAGAAUGGGUCAUGCACGUUGAUGGAUCCAGCAACGUCAGAGGAGCCGGAGUUGGAAUAGUGCUUACCUCACCGACCGGGAACACGGCCUCAAGGGCCGUGAGAUGCAACUUCAAAGUAACCAACAACGAAAGCGAGUACGAGGCCCUAAUUGCAGGACUAACACUUGCCCAUCAAAUGGGGGAAGAAAACAUCCAGGUCUUCAGUGACUCCCAGCUAAUAAUCAACCAGGUGCAGAGUGAGUACCAAUCAAAGAACGACAGCAUGAUCCAGUAUCUGGCGGUCGCCCAGCAACUCAUCAAGAAAUUCAAGAGUUGCAAGCUCACUCAAAUCCCCAGGGAACAAAACUAG